Rattus norvegicus (Norway rat) is the source of this 1552-nucleotide messenger RNA. It is a transcript of the gene Lyrm2, whose product is annotated as LYR motif containing 2. The transcript has 3 exons. The coding region runs from base 17 to 283 and encodes 88 amino acids. NCBI's taxonomy places the organism in Eukaryota, Metazoa, Chordata, Mammalia, Rodentia, Muridae. Gene Ontology annotation, cellular component: mitochondrion. The record is from RefSeq and is marked provisional. Gene Ontology annotation, biological process: mitochondrial respiratory chain complex I assembly.
GGCUUCCGUAGGCAACAUGGCGGCCUCCCGCCUGCCACCUGCGACCCUGACACUGAAGCAGUUCAUGAGAAGGCAACAAGUUCUCCUCCUCUACAGAAAGAUUUUGCGAGCGAUUAAGCAAAUUCCAAGUGAUUCUGACCGGAAAUACCUUCAGGAUUGGGCCAGGGAAGAAUUUAAAAGAAACAAAAGUGCCACCGAGGAGGAUACAAUCCGAAUGAUGAUUACCCAAGGCAACAUGCAGCUAAAGGAAUUAGAGAGGACACUUGCUUUAGCCAAAUCUUAACUGGAAGAUUCUCAGACCUCCAUGUGUUUGCAGAUGCUUAGAGCCACUGUCACAAAGCACCCACGAAAAAGACUAUAAUCAGUCUGAUCGAGAAUGUAAAUGAAGGUGUGUUAACAUUUCCACGACAGUCCCUGGCUAUAAUUAAAACUCAAGCUAAUGUCAAGAUGAGAGCUUGGAAGCCUACAUUGCCCCUCGGGAAGGUAAAAUGGCAGCCACUUUGAUGAGAAACAGAUUAUUAGUUAUUAGUUCUUGAAAAGGCAGUGUGGACAGGAUUGGUGAGAUGGCUCCGUGUGAAGGCUCUUGCUGCCAACGACCUGAGUUUGAUCCCUGGGACACACAUGGUGGAAAGAGAAAACCACUCCAGAAAGUUGUCCUCCGACCUCCACACAAGGCACUGUGGCACACAAACCAAAACGGGAGUAAAUGUGAUUAAAAUAAAAGGGGGAGUGUGAUAGGCAGUUACCUCAUACUUUAGCAAGUCUCUAAUCAAGAGAACUGAAGCCUUACCUAUGUAAAAGUGCACCACAGAGUUCAGCAUUCUUCGGCUUUUUGAGACAGGGUGUCUCCAUGUAGCCCUAGUAGUCCUAGAACUCACUUUGCAGACCAGGCUGCCUUUGCGUCCCAGGUGCUAGGAUUAAAGGUGUGGCCCAGCAUACCCAGUUGAAUUCAGUAUUCUUCAUAACCAGACUCUGAAUAUUGGAUGCAGCAGACCCAUUAACUGAUGCAGGUUCAUGCUUUGAAGGUAAGUUUACAGUCCAAGGAGGUUGUUGAGGCCUGCGCCCCCUGUCCCUGCCCCCAGACACACAACUCCCCCAGCAUAGCUGUAGCCGGUGUGUUCCCUCCUGCCAACUAUUUCAUCUUGUUGCUGUAACAUGCCUGCCAGUCAUUGACACGGAAGAAUAACUUGACCCAGAACAGAGUCAUGCUGACCACAUAUCCAGAUAUGAAUGAGGUUUGUUAAUCUUAAGAAAUUCCACACUUCACUUAGGACCCAUCAAACUAAACAUCGACGUGAGCUGUAAUGUCUAAAACAGCUUGAGUCAGAGCUGACCACUGGGCAGCACUUCCUGUACCUGUGUCUGAGUUCACUGUAGUUUUUGCGGUUUUAGCUUUUAUAAGCUGACAGGAAAGAUGUUGGGGUUGUAGCCUUAGCCCUGAAUUCUGGGCUAAGGCCCUAAUCUUAGGGUGUGCACUCAACAAACUAUCCCUGUCUGAGAUUAUUGUGUGGUUUGUGGGCAACUCCUUUUUCAAUAAACAGUUUAAACACAA